AUGGAUUCCAGCCUUCUUGAAAAAUCCAAUAAAUUAAUCGAGCCUCUCCAACAUGAACUGAGUGAGGAGGAAAAUCUGCAUUGAUGCUUUUUCCGUCAUUUUUGACGAAAAAUAUUAUAAUAUUAAAAAAAUAAAAAAUGUAUAAAACAGCAAAGUGAGUUAUGAAAAACAUAAAGUUCAUUUUUACCAAAAGACAGGUGGAAAAAAACCUAAAAAUUAUAUGCAUUCAGUAGUAAAUGAAACUAAGCAGAGAGAUUGCAGGGGACAUUAAAUAUAGCAAUAUUUUUUUUGUCUUGUAACUAAAUUUAAAUAAGUUAUCUCUAAUAAAUGAGCAAAUAGUAUAGUGCAUGUGAUAUAUAAUUUUUAUAAGAAAAAGAUAAAAGCGUGAAAUUAGAGCAUACGAAAUAAAUUUAUGAAUAACUAUUUAUCAAUACACAAAAUGCAUGUAUAAAAUUUUAAAAAAUUUUGCAUUUUAAAAAAUUGGCAUAAAAAACUUCCAGGAUUUGUGAUCGGGCAAAAAUAGGCUGAAAAAUCCAAAUAAAAAAAGUGCAAAAAACUAAAAAUUAUAUGAUAUGCACAACACUCUUUGUGCAUUCAUUUAGAGAUAUCUUAUUUAAAUUUAGUUAGAAGACAACAAGAGUAUUGCUAUUUAAUGACCCUGCUAUCUCUCUGCUUAAUAUCAUUUGCUACUGAAGAUAUAUAUGCUUUAUGCUUUUAUACACCUGUAUUUGUGCAAAAAUGAACAUUAUGUUUUUUACAACCUCUUUUUGUAGUUUUUUACUUUUUUGUGUCUUUUUUAAUACUAAAAAAAUUUUUUGUCACUUUUUACUGAAAAAAAAGACAAAAAGUAUCAAUGCAGUUUUCUAUCUUCCCGCACGAACUCCUUGACUUAAUUAACGGCAAUAGAGAAUGGGAACACCUUGGUGAGGACAAUGGUGUUGAAUCAGAUCGCAUUAUGACUGAAUCUGGGAUCCAGCUAAUAAAAGCUAUUGGACUCAUCAACAGACAACCUCAACAGAUCGUUGAUGUCAUUUGCGACUACCAGCACAAAUCUGAAUGGGAUGAUAUGUGUGUGGAAAGCCUUAUGGUCCAAGAGUUCGAUCCAAAUUAUAGAGUCCUUUAUCAACGCUUUUGGGCACCAUGGCCAAUCAGCCAUAGAGAUUUCGUUUUUGCCUCAAAAGUUUCAAAUGUUGGUGAAGAUAUUAUUAUUACCGCGAAAAGUGUAGAAACUGAUUUGGUUCCUGAAAAAAGUGGAGUUGUCAGAGGAAGUAUUAACACCUCAGGAUUUUAUCUCCAAAAAUUGGGCGAAAAUUUAACAAGAGUUACUUAUUUGGUUUCUGUGGAUCCUAAAGGAAGCUUGCCAUUGUGGGUUGUUAAUCAACUUGGGAAAAAGCAAUGCCAAGUACCGUAUAAGCUGAAAGUAAGGCUGGGAGAUGCUUAA
Molecule: messenger RNA, 1441 nt
Organism: Blepharisma stoltei
Lineage: Eukaryota; Ciliophora; Heterotrichea; Heterotrichida; Blepharismidae
Source: the annotation of a GenBank genome assembly